AUGGCCUCGGUUUCUGAAAGCACUGCAAGGGAACAGCUACCAUCAGUCGUGCCACUUGGUCGUAUGGACCAUCACCAAACAUGCUCUCUGCAUCGUGACGAGGGGAUCAGAGUAUGUUGGGUGAAAUCCAAGGAAGGCGAACCAUGCACAAACAACGCUUCAACCCCAGGCUUCGUGGGUGCAGUCCCUACAUGCGAAGUCCAUCACCGCCUUGGUGAGAAAUCAUCUACAUGCGCUUUCAAGCUUCCCUGUGGAUUUCAAUGUGGGAGGAUUUGUGUAUUCAAGAUCCAUGCAUUUCACCUUUGCCCUCUACAUCGACAAGUCUCGACGCCCUGCUACCUCACCACUAAGAUACCCAUUGAGCUCCGCCAGCGUAUCUUACGAUAUCUUUUGCCGGCCAAACCUAUAUCAGCUCACGAAUCAUUCGUCAAGACUUCUCCAGCAUGGCUCGAGAUCUUACGUACCAAUCGCCAGUUCCACAAGGAAGGGACUCAGCUCUUUUACGGUACUGGACCAUUCGUGAUUGAGAUCUCCACGGACAGACUGAGCAUGUGCUAUGCACCUGUAGCACCUCUGCUCUAUAAUCCAGACAGGUAUGCGUCACAAAAAUAUCGAAGGCAAAUCUUGCGUUUAGGGCAAUACGAUAAGGAAAUGCUCAUCUUUUCAAGAGAGCAGCGCGAGAGACCUGGACAGGUGCCACGACAACCUACAACAUCUGUUAAUGGCUUGAUGUCCAGCCCUCCACCACUCACUCCCCACCAAUUCAGCAUGAUCCGAUCCAUCAUCAUCAAUAUCAUCAUCGACGACGGAGACGAAACUGCGAAGCCCAAUAUGGCAAUUUACUCAGCCAAGAUGGAGAAGACGUCCUUCGAUCUCUGCGACCACCUGCAAAAAUUGGUAGGUAGGCUUCAACUGCAACCACUCACCAAACUUCAGGUCGCAAUUCGAUUCGGUGAGAGUGAUACCCAAUUGCAGGAAGCCUUACGCACGGCACGAAUCCUGCUCCAACCAUUUCGACGCCUGCGAAACAUUGACCACGCAGGAGUCCUCUCCAUCACAAUCCAGCCAAUAGACAGGCCGGUCACAGAGCUCCUCCACCACCUCCCAAAAUACCUCCACGAAUGGUCCAGCGAUCUGAAAAGCUCAACGCCGUUUUUCCAGUCCCCGAUUUUCGAAGCCUACUGGCAACUUGAGGAUAUGGUCCGUCUGCUGAAACAGCAUUACCGCCAGGACAACAGAUUGGAUUCGAUGGACGAGUAUUUGCAUAGAGCGAGAGUGGCAAGGGAGAAUGGUGAUCGGGAGAGUUUUGGUGUGAUUUGGGGACGUGUGGUGGAUUUAUGGGUGGAUUAUUUGAACUAUCAGAAGGAGUUUCAAGAAAAUGUGGCGAUGAAGAUUGACAGAAUAAAUGGGCUUCUGGUGGGAUGA
Messenger RNA from Cadophora gregata, 1425 nucleotides. RefSeq lists its product as uncharacterized. The transcript has 2 exons. NCBI's taxonomy places the organism in Eukaryota, Fungi, Ascomycota, Leotiomycetes, Helotiales, Ploettnerulaceae. The coding region runs from base 1 to 1425 and encodes 474 amino acids. The record is from RefSeq and is a predicted model, not a curated record.